GCAUGACCGUCCCCCUUGCAGUUAAUUUCGAAAACAUCGGUGACUACUUCAUCUUUGCCUUUCACGUUCUGCUGGCUACCUGCACGGUUUUAGUAGCCGGAGCUGUGGUUGUAGCUAUACUUGGCUCCAAGUCUCUUCGCACUGAAAAUCGGGUUAUCUUCAUGUUGAGUACCAGCAUCAGCGACACACUUUCUGGCUUUGGCUGGUACUACAAUGGACUUUUCGACGUCAAAGAAUUUUACCCUCAGAGAAACGGGACGUACUUUAUAUUGCCUACAUUACUCGGCGUGAACUUUAUAACAAUUCUCACGGCACAGAUUGAUCGGUAUGUUGCCGUGUCCUAUCCAUUUUUCUAUGCCCGACGAAUAACUUUAAGAGUUGUUAUUGGAAUUUGUGUUUUUAUAUGGACUUUUAAUUAUUUAACAGUACUUCUGAUGAAUGUGGUGCCUUGGCAGGUAGCUGUGGUUUAUAACGCAGUAAAUACUUUAGGUGUCCAGAUCCUUGCGGUGAUUAUAAUGCUAGGACUAAACAUUAAACUUUAUCUAAUUGUACGCUAUCAAUUGAACAGAGAGCAAGCAAGUCCUGAGGCCGACGGUAAACGCGCCUCCUUAUUGCUGAUCAUAGCAGUGACCAUGUGCUUCCUCGCAUUUUGGACUCCGGGAUUCAUUAACAUCUCUUUAUGUGGACUAACGUCUUACGGAUACAGAUUCAAAAAUAACGCAAUGGAUCCUUUUGUUGUAUUGAUCCGCAUGAACCCUUUAUCUACGCCGUCACUGUACAUCAUAGGGAGCUUGGCUCUGCGGAAGGCAAUUCUUAAGUUCCUGCGCCGUGACGCUUGCUGCGCAGCAAAAAGGGUUAAAGUAAGCGGAAGCCUGUCCUGGCAAAUUGGACCUCAAGAUGGGAGCCAACCUCGGACAUGAUGCUAUCUGUCGCAGAAGACACUCACAGUCAUUAUGCCCACCUAAAUGAGAUUUUUAUCAAUUAACCGAACCUUUUAGUCGUUAGAGUGUGCCAACAAAUUUGAAACUCCUCAAUUAAAUUGUUUACAGUUGCGCGGACAAUGGACUGAAUAAGGCUGAAACAU
This is a messenger RNA of Erpetoichthys calabaricus (reedfish), 1084 nucleotides long. RefSeq names its product G-protein coupled receptor 183-like. Gene Ontology annotation, cellular component: membrane. Gene Ontology annotation, biological process: G protein-coupled receptor signaling pathway. Gene Ontology annotation, molecular function: G protein-coupled receptor activity. NCBI's taxonomy places the organism in Eukaryota, Metazoa, Chordata, Cladistia, Polypteriformes, Polypteridae. The coding region runs from base 3 to 920 and encodes 305 amino acids. The record is from RefSeq and is a predicted model, not a curated record. The transcript has 2 exons.